Molecule: messenger RNA, 409 nt
Organism: Funneliformis mosseae
Lineage: Eukaryota; Fungi; Glomeromycota; Glomeromycetes; Glomerales; Glomeraceae
Source: the annotation of a GenBank genome assembly
GGCCGUUCCAAUUUAUGCCACUACGUCGUUUACUUUUAAAAGUUCUGAACAUGCUGCAAAUGUUUUUAAUGGAAAAGAAGCAGCAUAUUCUUACACAAGGGUAGCACUUCCAAGAUUGGGUGUUAAAUUCAUUGACGACGAUGAUGGAUUCAUAUCUAUAGGUGGAUAUCUUUUUCAGCACAAGCAUGGAGCUGAAAUAUCCGGGAUUUCACGGAAGAAUUUAUUUGGAUAUGAUUCAUUUAUUGUGAAGGCAUUUGCAGAAAUAUUACGUGAUGUAGGACCCUGUCAAAAUCCUUUUGGGACAUUUUUGUUAUUGCAAGGCGUAACUAAAGAGAUGAUGCGUGUCUCUGUUGGUUAUGAGCAUAUUGAUGAUAUUGAAAACGCGUUUGCUAAAAUUCGUGAAAUUUAG